Molecule: messenger RNA, 291 nt
Organism: Symbiodinium necroappetens
Lineage: Eukaryota; Dinophyceae; Suessiales; Symbiodiniaceae
Source: the annotation of a GenBank genome assembly
AUGGUCACGAAGUCGGAUGAGUAUGCCGACCCCCUACCAGAAGGCGAGGAGGAGGAAGGCCUACACGCCAUGCUAGUCGUCCGAUGCGUCGGAGGUCGCGCUAACGUGAUCGAGACAAACGAGAUCGAUAAGGAUCAGUUGAAGAAAGAAGUCUUCGAUGGCCCAUACCACUCUGUCUUCGGCGACAGGGUGAAGACAUUAGGCAAGCCCUACCGGGAGAUCAUCGUGUACGACAAAGAUCAGAUUUAUCCUGAGUAUCUUGUACUUUACGAGAGGCUGUUCAAAAAAUGA